AUGGAUUCAGUUCCUAAAAAGAAGAAAAUGAGAAAGUCACUUGCUAUAAUUGAUCACAAAGAUAAAGUAGAAGAAUGCAUAGCUGAUCCUGCAUUAAUUUCUGUAGACCACACAAAUGUGCUAUCUAAUAACGAUUUAGGACAUUUUAUAGAAACUUAUUCACAAAUUUCUGAAGAUAAAAAGUUUGACCUUUUAACUAAUCCAUGGAAGCCUAGUAAACAUUAUAAUUUUAAAAAUGAUGUUGAAGACAGUAAACGUCCAAUUUGUAUAAAUGGUUUUCACAAUACCCAUGAAAAGGCUAAUCAACAUGAGAAAAAUAAAUGGCAUAUUGAAUAUUUCAUACGAUCCAAAGAUUUUAAAGAUAUGAAAAAAACAAACUGUGGUAUUGACCAAGUGUUAGAUUCUUGUUAUAAAAAUAAAAUUGAAAAAAAUAGAAAUAAAUUAAAGCCAAUAAUUUCUUCACUUCUAUUUUGUGCAAUACAUAAUUUACCGAUUCGAGGAGACACAGACAACACUGCAGUAUUUAAUGACUUAUUAAAAUUUAGGGUUGAUGCUGGUGAUUUGACUUUAAAAACUCAUUUAGAAAAAUCCAAUAAAAAUGCAUUGUACAUAUCACACCGUGUGCAAAAUGAAUUAUUAGAAUGUUUAUCUUCUAGUUUAAGAUCUGUGAUUACUAAUGAAGCUAUGCAAGCAUUUUGUUUUUCAUUAAUUGUUGAUGAAACGGCUGACAUCAAUGGUACUGAGCAGUUAUCAAUUUGUGGGUACGACGGAUGUGCUAUGAUGGCUGGCCAUAUAUCUGGAGUGCAAAAAAGAAUUAAUAAUGUGUAUCCCAUGGCUAAUUUUUUCCAUUGUGCUAGUCAUCGUUUGAAUUUGGUAAUAAAUGAUUUGAAUUCUCUUGCCGAAGUUAGAAUUUGUGUAGGGAAAAUAAAAGAAGUUACUACAUUUGUUAGAGAUAGUGCACUUCGUAGAAAUAUUGUAGGAAAUAAUUUGCCAAAAUUAUGCGAAACAAGGUUUGUUGAAAAACAUAAAUGUAUCAAAAAAUUUAAGGACCAAUAUGUUACAAUUGUUGAAGGCUUGGAAGAAAUAUCAAAAUAA
This is a messenger RNA of Sipha flava (yellow sugarcane aphid), 1095 nucleotides long. RefSeq lists its product as uncharacterized. The transcript is spliced from 4 exons. Bases 1 to 1095 code for a protein of 364 amino acids. NCBI's taxonomy places the organism in Eukaryota, Metazoa, Arthropoda, Insecta, Hemiptera, Aphididae. The record is from RefSeq and is a predicted model, not a curated record.